This is a messenger RNA of Carassius carassius (crucian carp), 2462 nucleotides long. RefSeq names its product C3a anaphylatoxin chemotactic receptor-like. Lineage: Eukaryota; Metazoa; Chordata; Actinopteri; Cypriniformes; Cyprinidae. Gene Ontology annotation, biological process: inflammatory response; positive regulation of cytosolic calcium ion concentration; complement receptor mediated signaling pathway. The record is from RefSeq and is a predicted model, not a curated record. Gene Ontology annotation, cellular component: plasma membrane. Gene Ontology annotation, molecular function: complement receptor activity; G protein-coupled receptor activity. Bases 611 to 1627 code for a protein of 338 amino acids. The transcript is spliced from 2 exons.
UUUAUAGUGAGCCAUAUGGAGCCAUUAAGGUGCUUUUUGUCCAUUUUGAAGAUGGACAGAUGACAAACUAGUCUGUAUGGCUUAAAGGGUCUGCUUUUUAAUGGGUCCACAUUUAUUCGUUUAGCGGAUGCUUUUAACCAAAGUGAGACACAAAUAAGAUCAAGGCCUCUAGAUGGCGCCAUUUACAAUGCUUUUAAAUUAAACACUCAAAAAGAAAGAUAAACUAUAUUAUGAACAGAAUGCGCCAAGUAAAUAAAAAUAAAAAUAUAAAAGAUUGUGUCAAAUCAAAUGUGCAUUUCAGUUUCAAAGCACUAAUGUUAAAAUGCACAACUGAUUAUCUGCUCUCCCGUUCAUUUUUGGUGGCUGUUGUCAUAAGUAUUUUUUAUGUUAAUAAACAAUAACAAUUAUGGUUCUAUUUUGGAUCCCCAUGGAAUAAUUUUUCCUUUGAAAGCUGAUAUUCAAAAUAGUUUUCUAAAGAAGCAGAGCUCCCUUGUUGCAUCAUCACUCCACCCCACUCUCUCUUUCAUUUAAGUAAAGGGGAAGCAACCAGCAAAAGACGUUGUUAAGAGCUUUGAUAACACACUUAUCGGACAGACAGAAAGGACUCAAAAUGGUGGUCAACUCAACGCAGAUGGUCUUAUCAGGAAUCGAAAUCUUCAGUAUAUCCAUAUACUUUGUCGUCUUUGCUUUGGGUAUAGUUGGAAAUGGGCUCGUCAUAUAUGUGACUGGCUACAAAAUGAAGACGACCGUCAACUCCAUUUGGUUUCUCAACUUGGCGAUUGCAGACUUCAUCUUCAUCUUAAUCAUCAUCCUCUACAUUGUUAAUGCCUUUAACAAGGUUUGGCUCUUUGGUGACUUAAUGUGCAAGUUGGUCUCCUUCGUGGCUGUGCUAAACAUGUUUGCCAGCAUUUUUUUGCUCACGGCUAUCAGUCUGGAUCGAUGUCUGUCCACCUGGGUGAUUGUUUGGGCUCAAAACAAACGCACUCUGGUCAAAGCCAGGAUCAUCUGUUCACUCAUGUGGGUUUUAUCCAUUGGCUGCAGCAUCCCGUUUGUUUUGUGCCGCUCAGGAGAGAAUGAUCACUGUGUCUAUGAAUGCUCUUUAAACAUCGUAAGGUCUCUGUUCAUAUACAGGUUUAUAGUGGGCUUUCUCGUCCCCUUCCUGAUCAUUGCAUCUUCAUACAUUGCUAUCGGAGUGCGAGCCAAACGUCUCAAAAGAGGAAAGAAGCUCAAACCUUUCCGUGUUAUUAUAUCUGUGAUCCUGGCCUUUUUCAUAUGCUGGUUUCCUUUUCAUGUUCAACAGCUGUCUUACAUAGUUGCUUAUGUAAAUGAGCGGAGUGACAUUAGAGACAUAAUCGAUGAAAUAGUACCAUUUGUUAACUCCCUGGUACAUCUCAACAGCUGUCUAAACCCCAUUCUCUACGUGUUCAUGUGUGAGGAGUUUAAGAUGAAGCUCAAACAGUCUCUGCUGCUGGUGCUGGAGACAGCUUUUGCAGAAGAACAUUUGCCUUUCCGAACAUCUCGCCCUUCCUCGUGUUCACGCCUCUCAGAAUCACAGGGUCUCAAGCAGACGAAUGAAACGACCAUCUCAUCAUCCGGCAGCAGUCAGGACAACAAUACUACCGUUUAGAAAAUCAGUCUCAGAGAUAUUCAUUCCUUAUGUUGGAUUGAAGUGAUCAGAUAAAUCACAUUAACAAGCUCUCAACAUUUUUGCCUUGAUGCCUGUCAUCUCAUAACAGAGUUUCAAAGCCAAUUUGUGUUAAAGACAAUUUGAAGUUUGUUUUAAAUGUUGCAAUUUGUGUGCCAUCAGUUUCAUAAAAAAAAAAAAAAAAGACUUCAUUGCUGACUUUCACAUGCCCUCAUUUUCCAUUGGCUGGACAAACUGAUAGCCCCGCCUCAAACUCACACCGUUGGUCGGUUCAGUGUUGCUGUUUCUAGUUGGGUUGAAAAAUGUUUGCAUUGUUUAUGCUUUUUGUGAAAUGAUUUAUUUUAUACAUGUUUUUGUUUAUUAAAAUGGCUUUGUAGAAAUCUUUUAAGAUAGAAAAAUAUUUUCAGCAUAUAUUUUUCUGUUUGAUAUAUUAUUUUCGUUUACUUGUUUGACACAACCUUUUAGCUACAUUGUAAAACUGUCAAUUUAGUGCUAGUAUUCUGCCAUGUUUAAUUAAUCAACAAAAUAAGCUGUUUGAAACAUUAUGUAAUCUGUAGUCUUCCUUGUUUUUCUGUCUGACAUUUAUUAUGAGCAUAAAACACUGCAGUCACAACAUUCUAUCUAUCUAUCUAUCGAUCUAUCUAUCUACAUGUAUCUAUCUAUCUAUCUAUCUAUCUACAUUUCAGUGACUUAUACUAUGCAGUUAGAAACAUGGAAUUAGGUUCCUUGUGCAUGUUUACCAGCCCUGAGCCAUAAGCACUUUGUUACCAAGUCUGACAUGUGUUCAUGUAAUAAAAUCAACAAUGCAUUGAGCAAA